Malassezia globosa CBS 7966 is the source of this 1635-nucleotide messenger RNA. RefSeq lists its product as uncharacterized. NCBI's taxonomy places the organism in Eukaryota, Fungi, Basidiomycota, Malasseziomycetes, Malasseziales, Malasseziaceae. The coding region runs from base 1 to 1635 and encodes 544 amino acids. The record is from RefSeq and is a predicted model, not a curated record. The transcript has a single exon.
AUGGAAACAAGUCGUGCGCGCUGGAACGCGCUAUGGCUGUGUUUUGCAUUGCUUUUGUUAAGGGUCCUGGCCGCUGCCGGCGCUCAGCAAGGAGAUGACGGCGGCGGCAGUGACCAUGGAAGCGACAACAAUGACCCCGAUACCAUAUCAGAUCCCACGACGAACCGACGAAUCACCAAGAGCCAGUUAGCAUACCAACUCAAAGUCGCUGAGUACGUGUGUGUGGCGGGCCUCACACUGUACGCAUGGGAGUAUCUCAUGACCAUUGGGCGCGAAAUCAGCAUGUGGCUCCAUCCACGCAGUUUGCUUCAUCCACAAGUGGCCUUGUUCCUCUUAAUUCGAUACGUGUCUAUCCCGCCAUUGGUCGUGACGUCGUACAGUCUGUGGGGGCAUUUCUCCAAGGCUGAAGAGUGUUUGAAACAUGAGCAGAUGACUGUGGCCAUUGUCCAAUUCGUCGUAUCAUGUGUGUUUUCAUGGCGUACGAUAGCAAUUUGGCGGCGAAAGCGCUGGGUUAUUAUAUUCAUGAUCAUGUUGUCCCUUGUGCUGUUUGGCACAACGAUUGGACUAUUGUACUUCUCGCGCGACUCUUUGGUCGUAGCCGGUGGUGCAUGUCGACCAGCGUUCGACUUUGACGGGGAGCAGCCCUCUGGCGUCAAUACAGUCAAAUGGUUCUAUCUAUGCGCGAUGAUUUUCGACACGGUGGCUAUGGGGCUGUCUACAUAUAAGCUCUUUACCUAUGCGAACAUGGGCCGGCGAUUGCAAAAGAUUACCUUUCGUGAUCCCUUCGAGAUGCACCGUCAACAGCUGGAGAAAAGCCAGGUCGGUCCGACAUACGUACCGCCUGACCAGCUGGGCACGGAUCUCGACCCGUACGAGUCAGAGUGCGUCAGGCCCAUGCCACACGUGGUCCGCCGCUGGUGCUCGAAUAUUGCAUCCGUCGUGUUGAUUCCUUACCACACGGUGCAUAGCAUGUACAACUGGUGGAUGUCACUCACGCCGCUCGUUGCGCGGCUCCUGCGCAAUGGCAUUGUGUUUUUUGUCGUGGCUACCGCAUACAACGUCAACAAUUUCGUCCUCGAGGCACGGAAUGCUCUGCAUUCCAAAAGUUUCCUCGCACUAUACUCGCCCCUCAUGUGUGUAUUGUGUCAACGUAUGCUACUCCGCGAGUUUGACGAAGUGUGGUCCUCUGUCGAUGUGGACCUCGAAUACCCAGGACGCCAACUUGUUGACCGUGUCGUUGGUCCCACGGCUCCUACAUCAUCGCAGACGCCGCAGCUUGAUCGAUUCGAACGCUUCGCCUCCGCGCUAGAGGAACGGCAUGCAUCGCUAAUGUCGCCGACUAGACGGAGGCGGAGUGACUCAGAGGCACAAAUGCCACCCUCGUCACCGCCGUCCAAUGAGACAGUCCAAGCUCCAAGCUCCGCCGAGAAGGAGCCUUAUACGGAUGUGCCGAAUGUGGUACUUCCUACUCCGUCGCGCAAUUUGUCAUUCGCAUCGAUCCACGUCAGUCCUCGUACAUCCAAUGUAUUCACAGGCUCCAUGCAGCCGCCCGCCCCGGUUUUCCAGUCAUUCACACCGCCGAAGCUUACGUACGCACAGGAGCAACAAGCGUUGCGGAUGGCCGGCCUGUUUUAA